AAAUGGCGCGGUGCCUCACCGAUCCAGGAAAUUUUUCAUGACACCUGGGAGUAUGAGAAAUUAUCAUUUACUUUCCACCGAUCAACCAGAUCAGGUUAGGCUGUCAUGUUUUGCUCUUGUAUAAGCACGUUACGUAUGCACUGUCGCUUAAUUAGCUACUGUCAGUAAAUCGUAAUGGAUCAUCUGAAAUUAGUCAAAUGUGAGAUAAAUGUUGUCGAGCUCAUGAAGUUGGUGUCUUCCCCGUCUUGUGGAGCUACAUCAAUGUUUGUGGGCACCACCCGAGACAACUUUGAAGGGAAGACAGUGAAAAAGUUGAUCUAUGAAGCUUACGAGGGAAUGGCCGAAAAGUCGAUGAAAAAGCUGUGUGAUGACAUUCGCAGUCGGUGGAAAGUACACGGGAUUGCCAUUUGCCACAGACUUGGAGAGGUGGCUAUAGAGGAGGCAAGCAUAGCCAUAGUUAUUUCAUCGGAACAUCGGGCUGAAUCUCUUCAAGCAGUUCAGUAUGCCAUUGAUACUUUAAAGGCAGAGGUACCUAUUUGGAAGAAAGAAGAAUAUGAAGGUUCAAAUGAGUCAGCAUGGAAGGAAAAUAAAGAAAGUUCUUGGAUCAAGACAGAACCUGCAGAAUCAGUGGUAUGUGAUGACGAUUCAGAUGGCGAUGUUGUAGAUAUUGUACCUCCAGAUUUGAUUCAAGUGAAAGCUGAUGAUGCAGAACUUAAGAGGAGGAUGGAAGCAUUUAUGGACUUCAAAAGAAAUCAAGUAAAUUUUAGCAAUAUACGAGACUUUUGCGGUAAUGCAAACUCUGAGUUAAGCUGUGCUAGAGUUGAUGCUGUCGUUGUUCGUCAAAAGGGUUCUAAGGGUCAUUUGCGAGUCCGAAGGGUUUUGAAUAAGACUGGUCCUCAAACUCAAGGAAUUGAGUUGUGGCCACAAGCUGCUGGUCCCUCUUCCACAACGCCCCUUAUGCAGGGCAAAAAACAGAAGUUGGAGGUAGCUGCAUCUGUAAAUUCCACAAGUGAUUGUCCUCCUGCUGUUGAAGAAAGACUGAGAAAUGCCGAGUUACAUCUAGGCUUGAAUCAAUGUCAAAACAAUAGGCCAGUUCCGAAAGAUGUUUAUGCUAGACUAAAAGAUUUAGAAGAUCGAAUUCUGUUCUUGGAAGGUGUAUCUCCUGAAUAUUCCCAUGUGCUGACUAAAGUUCCUAAAAUUGAACCUGAAGAUAAAAAGCCGAGGCUCUUUAAAAAGAGAGUUUAUUCUGUCGAUGAUUUAGACAAAAAAAUGAGAGAUCUUGAAAAUGUUAUUAAAAAUAAUUCCCCUCAAAAAUCUACCACUUAAUUGCCAAGUUACGUUGUUUGUAAAGAUUUUUUUGUUUUUCUUUUGUCUCAGGAAGUGCCUCAGUGACUGCAUUUUCUUCAAAAGGACUUAACUCUGUCGAGCAAGGCCCAAUGAAAGACAAUUUGUGUAAUGAAUUUUCUUCUAGUGAAAUGUUUCAAAUUUUUUGUUAGUCUUCUAGCUGUUUAAAUUUCCUCCAAAUUUUAUAUUUUUUUAUGCCCUACCAAUUAACUUGUACAAAUCGUAUCAUGCUGUUGAAUAAAAAAGAUGUACUUCA
Thrips palmi is the source of this 1600-nucleotide messenger RNA. It is a transcript of the gene Mocs2B, whose product is annotated as molybdopterin synthase catalytic subunit. Gene Ontology annotation, molecular function: molybdopterin synthase activity. NCBI's taxonomy places the organism in Eukaryota, Metazoa, Arthropoda, Insecta, Thysanoptera, Thripidae. The transcript has a single exon. Gene Ontology annotation, cellular component: cytosol. The record is from RefSeq and is a predicted model, not a curated record. The coding region runs from base 175 to 1326 and encodes 383 amino acids. Gene Ontology annotation, biological process: Mo-molybdopterin cofactor biosynthetic process.